AAAAACGAACUUGCAUAAAAUCUCCGGAGAUUUGAGGUGGAGGAAGCGAUAGAGCAGAUGGGGUUCUGACGGAGAAACCAAAGGAGGGAGCUUUUGGAUUCUUAGACCACCAAAUGCUUCAGAGACUCUGUUUGAUGGCUUCUCAUGGUUACCUUCCAGGCCUUGUAUUGCACCCAGAAUUUUCCUUCUCCUCCACUAAUACCAAAGUUUGUCAAACAUCCUUGCCUGCAUUAGGAGCUGCACCCGACAUUAUCACAUAUCGAUAUCCUUGUCUUAAGUCGCAUCCAAAUGAGGAGUCACGGAAAUCUAGAAGUGAGCUGCUGGAUUACAAUCAGCUUAUCAAUGUUGAGUUCUCAGCUCAAAGGCCGAUAUUUAUUGACAUCCAACCGAGCUGCCCAAAUCCAGUACUUCUCAGCUCUGGCAUUGUCGAACAAUGCACAAAGCGUGAUAAGAUCUUGCAGGUUCUACAGUCCAGGACUGCUGAACAAGGCAUAGAUGGAGAAAAUUUAUCUCUGUUAUUGGACUUGACAAAAUUGCAAUUGCCAGGCAUUGAUAAAGCGCAACGAUUGUCAUCUCCUUUCUGGCCAAAUAGUGAAUUCUACAUCCCAAAGCCUUUACUGGAAUUUGUUCAAGAUUCAGCUAUUACUUCAAAGAUUACAGUUCAUCCAGAUGGUCAAGUCACAUUUAUGGGUUCUGCGAUUGAGAUGAAAGAUUUUCUUGCUGCAGUGGCUGAGUCAUACAUAUUGGAAAAUUCGCAUAAGGGGGAAAAGAAGUCUAUGCUUGUUCCAUACUUUAGUAGGGGCCAAUUCUCCUUGAAGAUUGAGUCUGCCUUAACUGCUCCAUUAAAGAGCAGUCCUGAGAAAGUCAAAAUGAAGCCAUCUCAGAAAAAGAAAAAGAAGCUUAGCACCGAGAGGGAUCUCUACAAGAGGAACGGCAUGCAUGCAUGCGAGAGCCUUCUGUCAUUGAUGGUAGACAAGAAGCAACGCCGGCAAACAGCAAUGCUCUCUUUGAAGAAAUCUGGCCCUGAGCUUUCCGAGCUGCUGACACAAUUCUCUGCUGGUAUUGCUGGGACCGGCCUCGCUGUCCUGCUAUCUGUUAUGUGUGAGCUUGCAUGUGGAAGGAUCCCCAUUUCUGCAUCUAAGAUGUUCAAUACAGUGUUUGGAUUUGCAUUGGUUUGGCUUUCUUGGGCAGUAAAUAAGCUAAGGGCUACAGUAGUCAGCAUUAGCAAGAAUGCAGGGAAGUCAGGAUCAAAAGAAGAGGACAUGUUUCAGAAACUGGACAAGAGCAUACAGGGAAUCUACUGGAGCGCCGCAGCAUUGCUAGCGGUUGCAGUGCUGAGGCUUGCUUGAAUUGACCGACUACCAUUGCCAGAUACAUGAAGAGUAGUUUGGACAAGUUUUACUGCCAAAGCUAGGUGGCUAAUGCAGUUAUGUAUAUUUCUGGUUUGAUGUUUAUGCCUAGCUGUGAAGGUUGAAGCUAAUAAGCUAAAGCCUUAGCUCGAUUUUUAAGUUAGUUCUAGCAAGAGAUCUUCAAGGAACAAUGUAUAUGAACACUUAGUUGUUAUUGUUGAUGUUAUAUGUAACAUACAAUUUUGGAACGUAAUCAGUGUUAAUAGAACCAUGUUUGAUAAAUGCUAGUUUGCACAGCCAAU
Arachis ipaensis is the source of this 1651-nucleotide messenger RNA. RefSeq lists its product as uncharacterized. The record is from RefSeq and is a predicted model, not a curated record. Lineage: Eukaryota; Viridiplantae; Streptophyta; Magnoliopsida; Fabales; Fabaceae.